Molecule: messenger RNA, 2397 nt
Organism: Amorphotheca resinae ATCC 22711
Lineage: Eukaryota; Fungi; Ascomycota; Leotiomycetes; Helotiales; Amorphothecaceae
Exons: 3
Coding region: 1-2397 (798 amino acids)
Source: RefSeq, a predicted model, not a curated record
AUGGCAAUUCGAUAUACAGCAGAGGAGUUGAUACACCUGCGAGAAUCGCCAUUAUCUUUAUUGCGACCUCCAGGUCUACCCCCAGCAGAACAAUGGAUGGGACCAAAACCAUCCGCAGAUGCAACCCGUAACUCGACCAGUGCAACUGAACGAGCCAAAAACCAUGACUCUAACGUACUGCUAGAUCAGACAAGUAGACGUCCGCAGCAUAUAUCACGGGGUAGUGCAAACCCUGAAGAUAUCAUCCUUGGCCCUCCAAAGAUGGCCUUCACGUCCUCAACAUCUAUUCGUAAUGCGAACAAAACCUUUGAUUCCCCUGACCACCCCCCUACCCGAGACGCUGACUCCCGCGACCGAUACAACUUCCGUGGCAUGAAGAGAGACACGGAGAAUGAACUGCGAGAUAUGCGGGGCCACUCACUACGUAAUAGACGGGCGGAUGGCGAUGCGGACAGUGAUGGAUGGAGCACCGUUAAACCUAGGAAGAGUUUCGGGACCGAAGGCGCUGAGCGCUUCAACGGCCGCAUGGGGGUUGACAGGCACAAAGAUGAUGGGAGAUUCAAGGAUCGCGAAGAUCGCGAUACAAAGGAUAGACCUCAUCGCGGAUUUGAUAACUUUACUCGAGACAGGGAUGCUGAUCACGACCAAGAGCGCGAUACCCGUAGAAAUGGAACUGGUCGAGGUCGGAACGAAUCAUGGUUUCGAACAGAUCAUGACGGACCUCCCACACCGAGAGACCGUAAUAGCACGGGAGACAGAUUUGCUGACCGGAACAGAGGAUGGAGAGAAAAGGACCGCGAUGAUAGAGUGGGAGAUCGUGGAGACAAUCGCCAUGACCGAAGCGACCGGAGAUGGGAUAGAGACAGGGAUCGGGACAGAGAUAAUAGGCAAGAACGCGAGCCUGAGUGGAUGGACGAACCAGCGGGUGAGAGAAGUCAAGCUCAUACCCAAGAGGAGUUUCAGAAGUGGAAAGAGCAGAUGCAGGGUAAGGAUAAAGCUGGCAGUGCCAAACCCCUUGUGGAAGAAAAGAUUGAUGCCGGAGGAUCCUUUGGUUUGGAGAAGCUCAAAAUUGACACUCCUCUGGCUAUCGAUACUGGUCCAGAUAAGUUCUUUGGCAUGUGGGCAGCCCAGAAAGAUGAAAACGGUCUGGAUUCAGGUAUUGAUGCAAAGAAAGAGGGAGUGGCCAAGCCUAAGACUGCCGGAAAAGCCUCGAGAUUUACGUCUUUCUUCGCCCCGCAAGAAGACCCUGCUCGAAGACAAACAGAAUCGAACCCUCCAGCGUCAGGAGCUUCUGCUGAGGGAGUUGGAGCUUUGUUUCAAAACACAACACCGGAUUCUCGCGAGAAGGCAGCUUUCGCAGAAUUGCUUCAGAAAUUAAAAGGCCAACCAUUGCCCGGUUCGGGUACCACCUCUCCAGCCAAUGCUCAACAGCAACAAAAGCCCCCUGCUCCAGACAAACCGCAAAGCAAUCCCAUUCUUUCACCAGAUGUUUUCCAGCAAUAUCGCCCUGAUCGCCAGGAAGAAAGUCGGUCGAGCACACGUAAUUCGCAGCCAGCUCUUCAGGAUUUGCUAAAUCAGCGUCAAGGAACUGGAAGCCAGCCAGCUGUGCGACCAGAACAAAUGUUACAUGAACUAGUUGGCCAACGUCAAAACGCUCUUAGCCAGUCGUCAGUGAGGCCAGACCUGCAACAGAGCCACAGCAAUACCGAAUUCCUUAUGAAUCUAAUGCAAAGCGCCAAAGCAGCGCCUGAGCCGCAGCGAACUGAACAACUUUUACUGCGGAUGCCACCCGGCCAGAAACCCAUGGAUCGACAAAUUCAACAGCAGAUUAUGGAGGCUGAAAUUCAGCGCGAAGCAGCAGCACAACGCGAACGUAGUGCCUCCCAGCGGCAAGCUCGUCCUCAAUUACCACCCGGCUUCUUCGAAGACCCAUCUACCUUCCAACGCGGUCCGCCGCCCCAGCAUGAACGCCAGCCUCAACCUACCCAAAUCUUACAACGCGCUCCGCCUCCGGGUCUAGAUCAAAUGCCACCAGGAUGGGCUCAGCAGUCCGGCCUUCAAGGACCACCCCAGCAGCCAAUGCGCCACCACAUCGCACCCCCGCCUGGUCUAGGAGGCGCCGGCCCUGAAAUGCGCAAUCGUUUGCCGCCGCCGAUGCAACAACAGAUGUUCCCCCCUGGAUUCUUACCUCCAGGUAUCAGUGGCUUUCAAGGAGCGGAUGUUAUGGGUCCUCCAAGAAUGCAACCUCCGCCAGGCUUCUACGCUCCGCCGCCUGGGUUCCUGCCUCCGGGUAUGAAUGGGGGCUUCCAAGGCCCGGAAGGGAUGGCAUUUGGAGGAGUGGGACCCUUCGAUGGAAGGGGACCGCCACCGCCACAGGGUGCUUUCAGAAGGCAGUAG